This is a messenger RNA of Cebus imitator (Panamanian white-faced capuchin), 3235 nucleotides long. It is a transcript of the gene WDR1, whose product is annotated as WD repeat domain 1. The record is from RefSeq and is a predicted model, not a curated record. The transcript has 15 exons. NCBI's taxonomy places the organism in Eukaryota, Metazoa, Chordata, Mammalia, Primates, Cebidae. Gene Ontology annotation, molecular function: actin filament binding. The coding region runs from base 361 to 2181 and encodes 606 amino acids. Gene Ontology annotation, cellular component: cortical actin cytoskeleton. Gene Ontology annotation, biological process: actin filament depolymerization; locomotion; positive regulation of actin filament depolymerization.
ACUUCCGGGGCGGGCCCGGCGGGCGGGGCGAGGCAGGCGGGGGAGGGGCGCGCCGGGUCCGCGCAGGCUCGCUGGGGCCUCAGCCGCCGAACCGAGUGCUUGACUAUAUAUGGUCAAAGCUGGGGGCGAGCCGCGCGCGGGGCCGCGCUUCCGGGUUCGGGGCGUCCGCAGCGGCAGCGCGCAGGGCAGGCGCGAGCUGGCCUCCGAACCCCGGCCUCGGACCGCCCCCUCCACGCCCGGCACGCCCGGCGCCGCCUUCCGGCCCCAGUCCUCCGGCUCUGCCUCGGUGAGGUGUGAUUCCCAGCGCGGGCAGGCCCGGGAGGCUCUCGGCGAGCGCGACGCGGUAACAAGUGGGCGAGGAUGCCGUACGAGAUCAAGAAGGUGUUCGCCAGCCUCCCCCAGGUGGAGAGGGGCGUCUCCAAAAUCAUCGGCGGCGACCCUAAGGGCAACAAUUUUCUGUACACCAAUGGAAAGUGCGUCAUCCUAAGGAACAUCGACAAUCCAGCCCUUGCCGACAUCUAUACGGAGCACGCCCAUCAGGUGGUGGUGGCCAAGUAUUCGCCCAGCGGAUUCUACAUCGCCUCCGGAGAUGUGUCUGGGAAGCUGAGGAUCUGGGAUACCACGCAGAAGGAGCACCUGUUGAAGUACGAGUACCAGCCUUUCGCCGGGAAGAUCAAAGACAUUGCCUGGACUGAAGACAGUAAGAGGAUCGCCGUGGUCGGGGAAGGAAGAGAGAAGUUCGGAGCAGUCUUCCUGUGGGAUAGUGGCUCUUCUGUGGGCGAGAUCACCGGCCACAACAAAGUCAUCAACAGUGUGGACAUCAAGCAAAGCCGGCCAUACCGGUUGGCCACAGGAAGUGACGAUAACUGCGCUGCGUUCUUUGAGGGACCCCCAUUCAAGUUCAAGUUCACAAUUGGUGACCACAGCCGCUUUGUCAACUGUGUGCGAUUCUCUCCUGAUGGGAACAGAUUUGCCACAGCCAGUGCUGACGGCCAGAUAUACAUCUAUGACGGGAAGACUGGGGAGAAGGUGUGCGCGCUGGGCGGAAGCAAGGCCCACGACGGCGGGAUUUAUGCCAUUAGUUGGAGUCCUGACAGCACCCAUUUGCUUUCUGCUUCUGGGGACAAAACUUCCAAGAUCUGGGAUGUUAACGUGAAUUCCGUGGUCAGCGUGUUUCCCAUGGGCUCCACGGUUCUGGACCAGCAGCUGGGCUGCCUGUGGCAGAAGGACCACCUGCUCAGUGUCUCCCUGUCCGGGUACAUCAACUAUCUGGACAGAAACAACCCCAGCAAGCCCCUGCGCGUCAUCAAGGGUCACAGUAAAUCGAUCCAGUGUCUGACGGUGCAUAAAAACGGCGGCAAGUCCUACAUCUACUCCGGGAGCCACGAUGGACACAUUAAUUACUGGGAUUCAGAGACAGGGGAGAACGACUCCUUCGCUGGGAAGGGCCACACGAACCAGGUGUCCAGGAUGACCGUGGACGAGUCGGGGCAGCUCAUCAGCUGUAGCAUGGACGACACCGUGCGGUACACCAACCUCACGCUGCGGGACUACAGUGGACAAGGAGUCGUGAAACUGGACGUUCAGCCAAAGUGCGUCGCUGUGGGCCCCGGCGGAUACGCUGUGGUCGUGUGCAUCGGGCAGAUCGUCCUACUGAAGGAUCAGAGGAAGUGCUUCAGCAUCGACAGCCCCGGCUACGAGCCUGAAGUUGUGGCAGUGCACCCAGGCGGGGACACGGUGGCGGUUGGGGGUGCGGAUGGCAAUGUCCGCCUGUACUCCAUCCUGGGUACCACGCUGAAGGAUGAGGGCAAGCUCCUAGAGGCCAAGGGCCCCGUGACCGACAUGGCCUACUCCCACGAUGGCGCCUUCCUUGCCGUGUGCGACGCCAGCAAGGUGGUCACAGUGUUCAGCGUUGCUGACGGCUACUCGGAGAACAAUGUUUUUUAUGGACACCAUGCAAAAAUCGUCUGCCUGGCCUGGUCCCCAGACAAUGAACACUUUGCCUCCGGUGGCAUGGACAUGAUGGUGUACGUCUGGACCCUGAGUGACCCGGAAACCAGAGUCAAGAUCCAAGAUGCACACCGGCUGCACCAUGUCAGCAGCCUGGCCUGGCUGGAUGAGCACACACUGGUCACCACCUCCCACGAUGCCUCUGUCAAGGAGUGGACAAUCACCUACUGAGGAGCCCCACCCCCGCCUCUGGACGGACCUAAUCAGGGACUAGAGUUUAACUGCAGUGGAACAUGUCAUUUCUCUAUUUCUGUGACGCGCCCCCUUGCCCCUGCCCCACCGCAAGAGGCAGUAGGGCCCCGUCAUGACCCUCGUCUCUGCAGGGUGUCUGUACACGUUCUUCUGAAAGCUUUAGACAGGAACAGUUUGCACAUGAAAAAUAAAGUGAGCACUUAAACAAUGUGUGGAGCGUAACUAAAACCCACAGCCCAACCAAACCUUGAGAAUGCAGAACAUUCCAGAGGCAGUGGCCUCCAAAGCACACAGAGCCCCCGGCCCCGGCGUGGCUCUCUCUCACUGUUGGUCAGGGGAGAUCGUACAGGUGAAUGAGCUGGGGCUCACCUUCCUACCUACAGAACAUUUCUGUACUAGUGAGAAGAGGGAAUAUGCGUUGCAGUUCAGCAAAGCCAGAAUUCUGUGUUGAGCAGAUGUCUGUCUCUUCCUAGCGUGUGACUCACACCGUGUGGCUGCCUUCAGAGAGCCACCCCCAGAUCAGAUGGGGACAUACAACCCCUGGAUAUGUUUCAUUGUCAGACUUUGUGCUUGAUUUUAAGAAUGGAAUUGUGGGGGUUUUUUGUUUUUUUGGGUUUUUUUUUUAUUAAUAUAUUUUAACUGUUGCCUGUCAGUGUUUACAAACUAGUGCGUUGACGGCACCGUGUUCAGGUUUUUAGAACCCUUGUUAGCCAGACCGAGGUGUCCUGGUCACUGUUUUACCAUCAUGGUUUGAUGUUCUCCUGUCUUUCUCUCCGUCUUCUGCUCCCAGGAGCAAAGGUUAAUUUAAGGGCAAAGAUGAAGUCACUGUAAACUAAUCUGUCACCGUUUUUAUCUUUUCUUUUUCAGUGCAGAAAUUAAAAGUAAGUAUAAAGCACCGUGAUUGGGAGUGUUUUUGCGUGUGUCGGAAUCACUGGUAAAUAUUGGCUAAGAACAAUCCCUCCCUUGCACUUGUGAAAACACUGAGCGCUUUAAGAGAUUAGCCUGAGAAAUAAUUAAAUAUCUUUUCUCUUCA